AUGCCUCCUCCCAAAUAUGUGCCCACUGUCUUCUAUGCACGCGAUAAGUCGCCUUUGGAGGAGCACAACGGGCCUCGUGCUAGUAUUGAGGGGGUUGAUGAAGAAGAAGAAGAAGAAGAAGAAGAGCUCCUACCAAAAAUUGUUUCUGACCUUGUGGACUAUGAGAGUUGCGAAGAGGAAUUCGAUUCUUCGAAAUCUGAACAGGACUCUAAGCCUGAGAAGCGCGCUCUCUAUCCGGAAGAUGAGAGCGAUGAAGAAGCCGCAGGUGCAAAGGUAGCCCCUCCAGCCAAGCACCAGCGUCGCUCGCAAGUGAACAGUUCAGUCCCACCUCGUCGUUCUAAGCGUGUCGCAUCCACUUCUAGCCUUCAGGGUGAGAAUACUUCUGGCGUGGGGAAGGAGAAGCCCGUUACUGGAAAGAGAGGUCGUGGCCGUCCUCCAGCCAAGAGCAAAGUGACCAAAACUGAAGCAGUGCCGAAGAGAAGCCCCGGACGUCCUCCUGUCAGAAAGAAGGCUACACGUGGCGAUUCUACUACCGAAUGGGAGGUUGAGAAAAUCAUUGAUUCGCAGGUUGAUGCUGAUUCCAAGGUACUCUACUACCAGGUCAAGUGGAAGGGUUUUGGCAACAAGGAGAACACUUGGGAGCCUAAGAAGAACCUGGGCAAAUGCGACAAGCUCAUCAAGGAUUUUGAGAAGGAGAACUAAGGGAAUUAUGAUGGUAUGAGCCUUGAACUAUUUGACAGCAAUGGGAACUUUUUGGGAAUGAAUCAAUUCUCUGGGCUAUUUUCAUGGGAUAACUGCUAGAGGCAUCUAUCAAGGAAGAGUCUGGCGACAGUUGCUCUGUGGGAAGGGAACCGCGGGAUUCAAAGCGAACGAAUGGGGGCAGUAUCUAGAUGGAAUUAUCUCGAUUGUUACUUCGAG
This is a messenger RNA of Fusarium odoratissimum NRRL 54006, 918 nucleotides long. RefSeq lists its product as uncharacterized. Gene Ontology annotation, molecular function: chromatin binding. The coding region runs from base 1 to 702 and encodes 233 amino acids. Gene Ontology annotation, biological process: chromatin organization; negative regulation of transcription by RNA polymerase II. The transcript is spliced from 2 exons. Gene Ontology annotation, cellular component: pericentric heterochromatin. Lineage: Eukaryota; Fungi; Ascomycota; Sordariomycetes; Hypocreales; Nectriaceae. The record is from RefSeq and is a predicted model, not a curated record.